Molecule: messenger RNA, 915 nt
Organism: Cercocebus atys (sooty mangabey)
Lineage: Eukaryota; Metazoa; Chordata; Mammalia; Primates; Cercopithecidae
Product: collagen alpha-1(III) chain-like
Exons: 5
Coding region: 1-915 (304 amino acids)
Source: RefSeq, a predicted model, not a curated record
AUGGAUGAAAACAACAUGGUCUGCCCUCAUCCUCGCCGGAUUCUGGAAAGUUCCCUCGGCCCAAAUGCCUCCUCCCUCAUCUCCCCAGGUUCCCUGGGCCUGAAGUGUCCCCGGGGCUGUCACCUCUUCCGUGACACCUUCCCUGCUGCUUCAGACACACUUACUUGUGCCCGUCACCCCCACAACACCCAGAGUCCUGUCAGCAAGGACCCCCCAGCGGGUGCUGGGCAGCUCUGCUUACGGUCGGGGGUUCCCGGGGAGCGCGUGAGUCUGGCCGCCCGGGGAGGCGCAGGGGGACCUCGAGGCCGAUUCCAGGCGCAGCCAAGCAACCCCCGCGGGAUCCCCCAAUCCUCCCGAUGCUGCGGCCCUGGGCAAGGGCAGACAGUGGGGUCGGGGGUCACGGGGCGCUUGCGGGGAGCCUGGGCCUGGUCUGAGGGAGAACGUUCUGCGGGGACUGACCGGGCCGGGACCCCCCCGGGGAAAGGCCGAGCCUGGAGAGACCGACGCAGCCGUGGGGUCCAAGGAGACGGGGUCCCGGGAGAGGGGGUCCCAGGAGAGCGGGGUCCCGGGAGAGGGGUCCCAGGAGAGGGGUCCCAGGAGAGCAGGGAGAGCAGGGUCCCGGGAGAGGGGGUCCCAGGAGAGCGGGGUUCUAGGAGAGGGGGUCCCGGGAGAUGGAGGUCCCAGGAGAAUGGGGUCCCAGGAGAGCAGGGGAGGGUCCCCGGCUUCUCGGGGCCAGGCGGGAAGGCUGCGGGGGCUGCGGGCGGCCGGGACUCCCGGCUGUGGCCCCGAAAGACCUCCCUGGGGGGUUCCUGGGGCCGCGGCUCCUCCCUGGGCCUCAGAUGCGGGGAGAAGCGGCCAAAUCACGAAGGGCCUGGACAGGGCCGCGUGCGGACCGGACUGCGCUGGGGGAGCUGA